AUGUCCUUCCAUUCGAAAAUCUCGGCUCAAAGUCUACGAUUGAUGAGAAGUUUAAGAAAUCUACGACUUGGAAUUUGUGUGCAGGCGAGAUUGUUUUCGCGAGCGGCUCCUUUGUUUCGGCCUCCAAGUUCCACUGUUGCUGGGACAAUAAUGAAGGGCUUGUCAAUUCAUAAAAAUGAGCCAGACCCUGUUGCAAAAGAAGAUAAUGAGUAUCCAGACUGGUUGUGGACGCUACUGGAUGAAACGAAGCCUGUUUUGGAACCAACGGAAAUCUGGAAGCAGCCGCCUUCUGUUCACCGGCGUGCCCGGAAACAAAGUAUUCGCAUGGAAAAUUUGCGUCGGAAGACUUAA
Schizosaccharomyces japonicus yFS275 is the source of this 351-nucleotide messenger RNA. RefSeq names its product ribosomal protein subunit L37. NCBI's taxonomy places the organism in Eukaryota, Fungi, Ascomycota, Schizosaccharomycetes, Schizosaccharomycetales, Schizosaccharomycetaceae. Gene Ontology annotation, cellular component: mitochondrion. The record is from RefSeq and is a predicted model, not a curated record. The transcript has a single exon. The coding region runs from base 1 to 351 and encodes 116 amino acids.